Paramecium pentaurelia is the source of this 833-nucleotide messenger RNA. The record is from the annotation of a GenBank genome assembly. NCBI's taxonomy places the organism in Eukaryota, Ciliophora, Oligohymenophorea, Peniculida, Parameciidae.
AUGAUUCCAAUUUAUAAUUUUAAGAAAGAAUAGAAAUAAUUGAUAGAAUUGCUGGAUCAUAAUUAGAUAAUCCUGAUUGCUUAUUAAGGAUAAAAAUUAAAUAAAGACUUAACAUAUAUUUCUUAAAUGGAAAACAAGAAUUUGAUUAAAAAGUUUAAGGGAAAAUAAAUGAAGACUUUUAAAAUGUAUAAUUUCAAAUAACAAAAAUUAUCGAAAAUUUUAAUAAAGGAAAUAUUAAAAUGCAAUACUCAAUUCAGUAAUAAAAUUUUAAAUGCAAUUUAUUAAAUAAAAUAUAAUAAUCUGAACUAUGCUAAGCUUUAAGCUUUAAUAGAAAUAAUAAAUUAAUAGCAACAGCAAAAAAGAAUGUAAUUGUUAUAUGAAGUUUUUAACAAGUUAAAUGAAUCGUAUUACAGAUUUAGAGGAAUAUGAUUAGGAAAUAAGCCGUCAUUUAAUUGAUAAGGAUUCUGAUACUUUAAUUUCUAGUGAUGGAGAUAGUGAUCGCCUAAUUAUCCUUUGAGAGUAUCUUGGAAAUAAUAACUGGAGGCAUUUAACUAGAAUUUCAAAUGAUGUAGGAAUUAAAGUUCUGGUUUUUGAUUCAAUCAGAAAUUUGUGAAUUGCUGGAUGUUAAAAAAUUAAAAUUUUUACUUAUUAUCUAAAAAUACCUUUCAUUUAUUUUGAAUAAGAAUUUAUAUAAGAAUCAAAAAAAGUAAUUUUUGGAAUCAGCCUUAAUAAUUCUUAAUAAAAAUUACUAUCAUGUGGAGCAAAUAUGUAAUUAAGAGUUUUUUCAUUUGAUCCAUAAUUCUAAUUCGAAUGUUGUAAUUCUGCAGGAAUGA